CGCUGCUACCGUUGAGUUGUGAGGAGCUUCGCGGCCGUCCCCACUGGCCACCAUGUCCGCCCAAGCGCAGAUGCGGGCCCUGCUGGACCAGCUCAUGGGCACGGCUCGGGACGGUUCAGUGUAUCUUUGCCUGCCUACAUCAAUCUGCAAGGGAGUUGCAGAAAAGCCUCAUGUUCAUCGAGCCGAGAUGAAACCAGACAGAGGGUCAAGUUUACAGAUGACCGUGUCUGCAAGAGUCACCUUUUGGAUUGCUGCCCCCAUGACAUCCUUGCUGGGACGCGCAUGGAUUUAGGAGAAUGUACCAAAAUCCACGACUUGGCCCUCCGAGCAGAUUAUGAAAUUGCAAGUAAAGAAAGAGACCUGUUUUUUGAAUUAGAUGCAAUGGAUCACUUAGAGUCCUUCAUUGCAGAGUGUGAUCGGAGAACUGAGCUUGCCAAGAAGAGACUGGCAGAAACACAGGAGGAGAUCAGUGCAGAAGUUUCUGCAAAGGCAGAAAAAGUACAUGAGUUGAAUGAAGAAAUAGGAAAACUCCUUGCUAAAGCAGAGCAGCUAGGAGCUGAAGGAAAUGUGGAUGAAUCUCAGAAGAUCCUUAUGGAAGUGGAGAAAGUUCGUGCAAAGAAAAAAGAAGCAGAGGAAGAAUAUAGAAAUUCUAUGCCUGCAUCCAGUUUUCAGCAGCAAAAGCUUCGUGUCUGUGAGGUUUGUUCAGCUUAUCUUGGUCUCCAUGACAAUGACCGUCGUCUAGCAGACCACUUCGGGGGCAAGUUACACUUGGGGUUCAUUCAGAUCCGAGAGAAGCUUGAUCAGUUGAGGAAAACUGUGGCUGAAAAGCAGGAAAAGAGAAAUCAGGAUCGCUUGAGGAGAAGGGAGGAGAGAGAGCGAGAGGAGCGGCUGAGCAGGAGGUCUGGAUCAAGAACUCGCGAUCGCAGAAGGUCACGAUCUCGGGAUCGGCGACGGAGGCGAUCUAGAUCUACCUCCCGAGAGCGACGAAAGUUUUCCCGUUCCAGGUCCCGAGAUAGACACCGGCGCCAUCGCAGUCGUUCCCGGAGCCACAGCCGGGGUCACCGCCGGACUUCCAGGGACCGGAGUACAAAAUACAAGUUCCAGGCCCAAGAACUUGAAGAACCAGUAGUUUUCAUCCUGGCCCUUUGUGAAGCCCAACAACCAAUACACAGGCCAGGGCAUAGGAGAGGAGGUGGACGUCCAGCUCAGAAAGAGGAUAUAUGCCCUUCUUGGAUCCUGUUAUUCUUUCCAGGUUCUUGGUGCAUGGGUGAUACCAGUGUAUUGGACAGGGCAGUCCUGUCUUUGGCUGGUGAUUCUAAUGCUUCUCAAAUCCACACUGUGUUUUUCCCAUGUCAUAUAAUGUGUGUCAUGCAUGUGCUUUGGGGGAUGACUUUACAAUUUUUUUUUUCUUGCUCAUACAGGACAUAGUUUGCCUUAUGUCGAGUAAGAACUGAAGGACAUGGAUGUGCAGGACAUAUUCCUGUGUCUGGGACAUAGCAAAUAGGACAGCAGGUUAAAAUCAGGUUUCUGUGAUGACUAUGAUUGAUUCUUAGGCAGAAAGAAGGCAUUAUCUUCUCUCUGAAAUCAGAUGAAAACAGGGUUUAGUAGCCCCUGGUCCCCUUGACUACAUGAUCAGCACUUGGACUGGGGACCCAAUUUCUGUCCUAGGUGGCCUGUCAAUGAAUUAGGCCCAACUCAUAUGUAUCUGAGAAAAAGUCAGGAGUAUGAAAAUGAAGCAUUCCUAGAGAGUGUCUGACCAAGACUGCUGCUGCAGUUAGAGAAACUGUGAUACUGUUAGUCUCUGAGGGAUAAAAGCUGCAAGUGUUUGCCCAGAAUAGCCAAAUCUGGUCUCAAUAUUUGGACGAAUAACCCUAGGCCUGACAGGUUAGAGGCCUCUUGAAUCUCCUAAUGUCCCAUGGUCAUUUUAAUGGGUAAAAAGGCUGGACCUUUAUCAUACUAACUUGGGAAUCUGUGACUUUUGACCCAUGUACUGGAAGGGUAGGCCCUUUGAACUCAGAAGACAUGAGAGAGAGGAGAUGCAAGAUAUGCCCCAUUAGAGGACACAUCUCUAGUUCAGCAAUACUUGUUUACCUUGAUAGGGACCCUCAAGCAACAGCAGGGUCAGUCCUCCAUUGGUUGUGAGCUUUAUUCUGUAGUUUGGUCCUGGGAUAUAUGAGCUCUGGAUUCCAGAAUUAGCUAUGACCUGGGAGCUUUAUGUUUCCCUGGGCUCCCAAGCCUUAGAUUUUUUCCUACUUGGCAUGCAUUAUUAGAAUACACUGAAUUUUAGUGUGUGUUUUAUCCUUGUCAGUGUCCUCCUGAGUCGUAAACACACUUCCUAGGGUCUGCUUACUGCUGAAAUGAAAGCAAUUGCUUCUCAGAUAAUUCAGUGGACAGCUGUUGGAUGUCUUGACUCCUAGCACAUAUUCCUUUCAGAACAGCGAAUGCCCGUGAUGUGUUCCAAAGGUGACAGCAAAAUGCAACAAAGCUUUGUAUAACAAACCAUCAUCUUAGCCAUUUCUGAUGUGUAUGUCAGUGAUGUUUAUGUAUCCACAGUAUUAGUCAUCAUCACUGUUAGCAAGUUGUAGAAUGUUUUCAUCCAGACAGAAACUCCAGCCCACUCCUAAAACUAUUCAGCUCCUUCCUGAAGCCCCUGGCAAUCUGGAACCUGUUUUCUGUCCCUAUAGUUUGCUCAUUUGGAUAUUUCACAAACUUGGACUCAUGCACUGUAUGGCCUUUGGUGUGUUGGCUUCUGCUCAAGGUGUCUGCAAAACUCAGCGGCUUGAUGUAAUCUCGUUAGUUUUAUGGAUAAAAAAAAAUUCCAUUCUGAGUGUGAGCUACAUGUUUUUACUCACUCUGAUGGUUAAUAAUCAACUUGGUGGGUUUUAGAAUCACCCCGUGAAUGUGUCUGUGAAGGUGUUUCCAGAGGUUUUAGUGAGAAGACCCACCCAGGUGUAGGCUGCAUUACCCUAUACUCUGGGGUCCUAGACUGAAUAAAAAGGAGGAAAAGAGUGAGCUGAGCACCAACCGUCAUCUCUGCUUCCUGACUACAGAUGCAGUGUGACCAGCUGCCUUAAGUUCCUGCAACCGUGACUUCCCCACCACACAAGGACUGUACCCUUCUACUGUGAACCAAAAUAAAACUGCUUCUCUCA
This is a messenger RNA of Myodes glareolus (Bank vole), 3152 nucleotides long. The record is from RefSeq and is a predicted model, not a curated record. NCBI's taxonomy places the organism in Eukaryota, Metazoa, Chordata, Mammalia, Rodentia, Cricetidae.